CACACUGUGCCACGCACAAGAUGGCGGCGGGGAGGAUGGCACCGUCACCCUUGGCGUUUUCUCGGGCCGCCAUGCUGGUGAGGGCGAGCGGAUCGAUGCGGUGGGCUUUCCCUCGCACCUUGUGCCUGAGCGGACAAGCGAAGACAGCGAGCGAGGAAGGCGCCGCCGCCGCCGCCACCCUCUGCUUCCCGUUGAGCCGCGCGCUGCUCCGUCUCCAAGGCCCCGAAGCGGAGCCCUUCCUCCAGGGCUUGCUGACCAAUGACGUGUCGCGCCUCGCAGCGGUGGGCGGAGCCCCGGAGGCGCCUCGCGCGCUCUACGCGCACGCCCUCAACGUCCCGGGGAGGUGCCUCUAUGACGUCAUCCUGUACAGGAUCCACGAGAGCCCGCGAGAAGAGCCCCACCUUGUGCUGGAGUGCGAUGCCGCUGCCUUGGACGCCUUCCAGAAGCAUCUGAAACUGUACAAGAUCCGGAGGAAAGUCAGCAUCACCUGCUGCCCUGACCUGGCUGUGUGGGCUGCCAUUCCAAAGGGGCCGUCGGAGGACGCGUCCCACGGAUUCCAGCAGUGCCCCCACAAAGCUGUGCUUGUGACACCUGACCCCAGAGCGGAUGUUAUGGGGUGGAGGCUGAUAACCAGCAAAGGCACAGACCCACUCGAGAUUGUCCCGGGAAGCCAGAUCGGAGAGGUUGAGGAUUACCAUCGGCACAGGUACAGACAAGGUGUCCCCGAAGGCAUCAAAGACCUACCUUCUGGAAUAGCUUUGCCUCUGGAAUCCAACCUGGCUUAUAUGAACGGGAUCAGUUUCACAAAAGGCUGUUACAUAGGUCAGGAGUUAACAGCUAGGACCCACCACAUGGGUGUCAUUCGAAAGCGCCUCUUACCAAUAGAGCUUUCAUCUCCUGUGCCUUCCGAGAGCAUCCCCGAGGGGGCUGAGAUCGUUUCGGAAUCAGGGAAGUCUGCCGGAAAGUACCGGGCUGGGGUGGACCAGCUUGGCAUCGCCCUCCUGCGAUUGGCUAACAUAAACGAACCCCUGCACCUAAAAGUCUCCGGCGACUCCCAUGUGAGCCUCACUGCCUCCAUUCCAAAAUGGUGGCCCAAACUUGACAGCAAAUAGAAUCAGCCCAUGCUGGACCGCAUCUGCCUUACUUGCUGAAGAAGCCUGAUGGGUCUGAAGUUCAUUCAGAUGUGUGUUUUCUCCUUCCCAGGAUGCAUCAGGGCAUCUGACACACCAUACUUUUCAGUAAAGCUUGGACUAGAGGAAUCCCUGGCAAUAAACUGAGUACCCCAGUGUGUGUCUGUAUGUUUCUACAUUUGCCAAACAGCCACACCAUCCGUCCGUCCGUCCAUCCGUCCUUCCUUCCUUCCGUCCUUCCUUCCAUUCAGCAGAUGACAGAGGAGCUGAAGAAACUCCAGCCUGAGCUGCUGCAUCUUUGAGUCACACCGAAGCUUCUUCAAGGGGGGCCGCAUUGGCAGAUGCGCCAGUGGCAGCUGUCAGCCUCGGCAUUUGCAUUUGGAGACCACUUGCAGCCUGUGCCUGGCUCCACACCUGGGGCAGGCAGGGAGCGUCCUGCACCCCGAAAGGGCCUCAGCUUGCUCUUGUCGCAAAGUAAGAGGGAAAUACCGCUCUGCUGUUUUGAUUUCUCUCUCUGGCAGUGGCUGCAGACGAGAGGGGGGAAAGCAGGAGAAAUGGGUCACUGCCAGGGAGACGGAAUCAGAAAACCUCGACCGUAUGCUAAAAGAGAAAUUGCUUUUGAGAGUCUGAAAUGUCGUGGAAUGGCUUCUGAAUGGGGUAAUGGCUCCUUUGAGCAACAGUGUUUCUGUGGAUUUGUACGACAGCUUUCUGAGGUGAGAUAAAAUAUUUAUUAUAAUUUAUGAAGACAAAGCAUUCUACUGAUCCUCAGUUACAUUAAGAAUAACCACUGCCACUUAAAAAGAGCCACUAUAAAGCACUGCCUUUGUUUCGACAAAUAUGCCUUCUUGAUCACUGUGGAAAGUAUUCAAUAUAUCAGCUGGGGGAGGUGCUGCUGUUAAUCAGAGGAAAGAUCUCAUGUUGUGGAUUUGGCAUUCCAAAAUCAUUGUUGCAGUUCUGAGGUAGCUUUUACCAUGUGUUAUUCAACAUAUGAAAUGUUUGGCUGUUUUGAGAAAAUAGACUUUGAAAGCACAUUGGUCCAAAAUCUACAGUUAGACAAUUUCUUUGUAAGAUCCAACGAAAAUGUCACAAAUGAGAAUUUUUGUUCACCUUACAUAGUUUAGAGAUUUUUUUUAGAAGUCCCAAACCACGAAACGAUCCAAAUGAAGUAUACAAAUCCCCUUUUGAUUCCUUUUGAGAUCCCCAUGGAGGUAUAAUCACGUCUGAGAAACACUUCCGUGACUUUUUUUGGUUUGCACGGUCCUCUCCGCCUGCAGGUCCCAUGGUGCUGUGUGCCAGGCUGUAGCGGUGCCUGCAGCCUUUAAAAAUUGGGGGGAGAGGGGAGCAAAGACUGAUCUCAAGCUAAUGCAAGAAGAGCCCAUGAACGAGUCUCGUUUGCUCUGCUCCUCCUCGCUCCUAGUGAUGCCAGCACCCGGCACUGAGCCAUCUUCUCUCCUUGCAGAGCCGUUUUUAAGGCACGGCAUCAUGUCAACCCCACCUGAUGGCACCAUGUCAAUUCACACAGCUGAAAUGCAGCAGCUGGGACUGGAACACCUGGCAGUGCAGGUGAGCUUUCCCACCCCAGCCCUCCCCACAGAACGAUGGAUGGAUGGGGCUGACCACAGCGGGUAAACUCUGGGAAACGACACAUUCUGGCGACGAGCGCUUUCUAAGUUGGCCGGCCUUUCAAGAAAUAGUAUUGCAAUUUUAAGGCGAGCAUGCGCUGGGCAGUGAUUUAGAAUUAUGCAAUGUGUAACUAUUUUUAAAGCUGUCCAGUUUUAUAGCAUCGGCGCAGAUCAGAAGCUCUCUCAAAGGCCACUACAUUCUACUGCAGAGCAUUAAAUUGUCUGGGAAAUAGUUGUGUGUCAGAUUCCUGAUAGUAAAACAUCAUAAACAUUAAAUGUUUUGUCUACCAAUAAAUGAUUUUGAUUUAAUGUG
Molecule: messenger RNA, 3065 nt
Organism: Varanus komodoensis (Komodo dragon)
Lineage: Eukaryota; Metazoa; Chordata; Lepidosauria; Squamata; Varanidae
Gene: IBA57
Product: iron-sulfur cluster assembly factor IBA57
Exons: 3
Coding region: 21-1112 (363 amino acids)
Cellular component (GO): mitochondrial matrix
Molecular function (GO): protein binding
Source: RefSeq, a predicted model, not a curated record